GCCUUUGGGGCUGACCUGAUGAGUGUCAUGAUCCCAUUGGCUGAAGAGCAGCUACAGUGUCCAAUCAGACCAUGGAGGCAGAGCAGGAUAACAUGACUCCACUUGAACUGGAAAAGAAGCUUCUGGCUUGUUACUUGUUGAGCUUUACAACAUGAGCAAGGUGGUUCUGGUGACUGGAGCAAACAGUGGAGUUGGCCUGGCACUCUGUGAGCGUCUCCUCUCACACAACAGUGAUGGUCUCCAGCUGUGUCUGGCCUGCAGGAACAUGCAGCGAGCUGAGGCCACUCGCUCUCACCUCCUCACCUCUCACCCUGCAGCCCAGGUGGACCUGCUGCAAAUGGACACCAGCAGCAUCUCCUCUGUCCUCAGGGCAGCACAAGAAUUCAAACUCAGGUAUGCCCGGCUUGACUACCUCUACCUGAAUGCAGGGAUCAUGCCAAACCCACAGUUUGACGUGAAGGCUUUCGUUAAAGGUCUCUUCUCCAGCAAUGUUAUCAACAUGUUUUCCACCGGUGAGGGCAUCCUGACCCAGAAGGAUGGCAUCACCAAUGAUGGCCUACAGGAAGUUUUUGCCACCAACCUCUUUGGUCACUUCCUUCUAGUCAGGGAGCUGGAGCCGGUCCUGUGCCACGCAGGGCAGACCUCACAGCUGGUUUGGACCUCCUCUAGUAACGCUCUUAGCUCAACCUUCAGUCUUGAUGACAUCCAGCACCAGAAAGGCACUCAGCCCUACAGCUCCUCGAAAUAUGCCACAGACCUGCUCAGUCUGGCCCUGAACAACCGCUACAACAAGCAGGGUCUGUAUUCAUCCGUCAUCUGUCCUGGGUUUAUGUUGACAAAUAUGACCAUAGGGAUCCUCCCAUUCUACCUCUGGAAGUUGCUGAUGCCUUUCUUUUUGAUGUUACGAAUAUUCACCAACACGUUGACUCUGACAACUUAUAAUGGAUCUGAAGCUCUGUUCUGGGUUUUCCUGCAAAAGCCUGAAUCACUGAACCCCUUCUCUAAGUACCACAGCUUAACAUCAGCACUUGGAAACAGCUACACACAACCUCAUAAGAUGGACAUAAAUCUGGAAACAUCUGAGUCACUGUAUGAGAAAUUGCUUCAACUAGAAAAGGACAUGAGAGGAAAACUGAAGGACAAAGAAAAAGAAAGCCACCAUGCCAAGGAGACCUGCAGGAUUUGAAUCUUAAUGUCAGGAUGACCCCUGAUGCGCAUAUUUAAAGCUUGAUUUCGUAUUUCUGUGUAAGACAGCAGAUCAGACAUAACACAAGUGUACAAAUGAAAAACUAGCAACACAUUUGACUCAGAAAUGAUCUCUGCAAAUUAAAAUAGAAUCAUGACAAUGAAAGAUUUACCAUCA
This is a messenger RNA of Nothobranchius furzeri (turquoise killifish), 1363 nucleotides long. RefSeq names its product hydroxysteroid (17-beta) dehydrogenase 7 (gene hsd17b7). The record is from RefSeq and is a predicted model, not a curated record. Lineage: Eukaryota; Metazoa; Chordata; Actinopteri; Cyprinodontiformes; Nothobranchiidae. Gene Ontology annotation, biological process: cholesterol biosynthetic process. Gene Ontology annotation, cellular component: endoplasmic reticulum membrane. Gene Ontology annotation, molecular function: estradiol 17-beta-dehydrogenase [NAD(P)+] activity; 5-alpha-androstane-3-beta,17-beta-diol dehydrogenase (NADP+) activity; 3-beta-hydroxysteroid 3-dehydrogenase (NADP+) activity.